Colletotrichum truncatum is the source of this 156-nucleotide messenger RNA. RefSeq lists its product as uncharacterized. Lineage: Eukaryota; Fungi; Ascomycota; Sordariomycetes; Glomerellales; Glomerellaceae. The record is from RefSeq and is a predicted model, not a curated record.
AUGUCAAUAUCCCUACGAGUAUUUUCUAGCGAAUUUUGUCUUUUUCUUCUAGUCAGCGCCAAGAGAAAUCAUGGUGUCAGAACGCUCUGCCGAAGGCUUUCCAUCAUUGACACCACCACCACCAUCAGGACGGUCUGUUGCGCCAAACAGGCGUAG